This is a messenger RNA of Lutzomyia longipalpis, 520 nucleotides long. Its product is annotated as MICOS complex subunit MIC13 homolog QIL1-like. The record is from RefSeq and is a predicted model, not a curated record. The transcript is spliced from 2 exons. Gene Ontology annotation, biological process: cristae formation. The coding region runs from base 100 to 477 and encodes 125 amino acids. NCBI's taxonomy places the organism in Eukaryota, Metazoa, Arthropoda, Insecta, Diptera, Psychodidae. Gene Ontology annotation, cellular component: mitochondrial crista junction; MICOS complex.
AAAAUUUCCUUCACCCUAUUUUGAUUUUCCUACCCAGUUUUUCUUGUGAAAAUUCACUAAAAAUCAUUGCCAUCGGACGUAUUUUCCCAUCCGGAAAUUAUGGCAUUCAGAUUGCUCAUCAAGUCCGGAUUGGCGUACGUCAGCGUUAAAUAUACCAUUGAUCAGGGUGUUUGGGCAUCCAGUGCGAGAACGACGCAACUGUACAAUGACAUUGGUGACAGUUUGAGCCCCCAUUGGGGCGAGGCACGGAAGAAAAUCCCCCUGGAAUUGCCUCUACUUCCUUCGUCUGGAGAGGCAUGCUUUGUAGCCAAGUAUUACUAUAACCAGGGCAUCAAGGGAACCUUCAACUUCAUCCAUCGCCUACCCUGCCACAUUGGUCAAUGGACCAAGAAGGCCAAGGACACAAUCGGCGGCGCUUUUAGUUCAUUUGAAGAAGCUCCAGCCCCGGGAGCUCCAGCGCCAGUCAAGGAGAAAUAGUGUAAAAUCCUCUUAGCGCAAUAAAAUUCUGUUUUGUCUCUCA